Molecule: messenger RNA, 687 nt
Organism: Botrytis byssoidea
Lineage: Eukaryota; Fungi; Ascomycota; Leotiomycetes; Helotiales; Sclerotiniaceae
Exons: 1
Coding region: 1-687 (228 amino acids)
Source: RefSeq, a predicted model, not a curated record
AUGGAUCCAAAAUUCAACUGGAUCGUAAAGUCACCUGAUGAUAUUGAAGUCGCUGAAAUUUUGGUAUGGCUGAAGACAAAACCUGUAACCGAUGCUGAGGCUAUUUGGAUUGAGGAAACACGCCAGAGACAGGAAGUCUCGAUAUCUGAUGAUGAAUCUGAUACAGUCAGCUCUCAAGACACAAUCAGCUGUCAAGACACGAUCUCCUAUCGAUCACCUACACCAGAGCCUAUUUCAUCAAAGGCUACCAAGCUACUCUCGCCACCUAUAACACCUACCGAAUCAGCCGACUCAGAAAUCGGCUCUAGUCAAGGAGCUACCUCACAACCACUCGGGUACAAUGUUGCGAAAGGGAAGCGAAGAGCCGAGGAUGUCAACAGUACCACCGCUGGACCCCCCGCCAAAAAGCCCCGCCAAAGAGCGGGGAGGAACUCUGCCAACAAGCAGAAAGCUCCCGCAGCCAAGACCCCAUUGACUACGGAAGAGAAAAAGGCGGCUAGAGUAGCCAAGGCUGAGGAAGACCGCCAGAUCUACCAGCGAAAAGAUUUCAAGCCUCGUGUCAGAAAAGACCUCGACAUCGAAUUGGAUGCAAUGGGCGUUCCACUACCAGCCGAGGGAGUCCCAGCCGAAUUGGCCGCCGUGGAGAAAAAGCCCCGCGCUCCCCGAACCAAGCCAAAUCAAGCAUAA